AUGUCUGACAUCGACAAGUCGUUUGCCUUUCUCCAGGACAACAUCCCACAAUGGCUGCACCAGAUUACGACCGCCGAGGACAGGGUCACGGCAAUGCAAGACGAAAUCACAAAAGUACCCAUAUCACAGUCGCCGUUCGCAAAGCAGAAAUCAGAUUCGACCGCUUCCAUACGACCAGGCAAGCUCGACGCCAUCGCAGAAGACGCCACGCCCUCGACUGCAACGCCCGCCGAUCCUAUUGUCAGUCGAAAACGCAAGUCUCUCUCCGUUUCCUCGGACCAGGAGCCCGACUCCGCUCGCCAUCGCUCUCGGAUCAUGGUUGUAACUAGCUACGAUGGGGACAUGCAAAAGUCUUUUGAAUUACUAGUUCGCGCUUUCGGAACAGGACGUAACCUGCUACGAAAGGCCAAGAUGGAGGCCAGGAUGAACGAUAUGGCCACCAUGGCAUCUUCCAGCGAGGAAGAAGACGAUGAUGACGACCAAGACGAAAUUAGCCCGGCCAAAGUAAACUACAGAGCACGCAUGUCAGCACUACGGGCACGAUCGGCAGCAAGACGAAGUGGCCGACUAGGUGUCAGUAGCGGUGUAGAGACACCAGCAGAACUAUUCGACUCCACAGAUAAGAUUCUAGAACAAGCACAAGAACUAUGCGAAAAGGCUGCGCAUCUCACCCUGCGCGACGGCGACUGCAGAAAAGAAUUAGCGACAAUCCGGAAAAGCUUCGAGACCCUGUUAGAGACCGCCAAGACCGAAGUCGACAAAUGCAAUGCGCGCAAGUCGCAAGACCCACCAGAGUUGCAAGCACAUGAAACCUCGGAUACCUCCAUGUCGUCGCUGGAACCCGAGGCGGUCUAUCGGAAAGACGUACAUUCGCUGCCGGUAUCCGACGAACAUUCCAAGCCCGCCCCCGGCCCAAGAGAAGCCGCCGUCUCGAAACCACUAAACUCUCUCAACAUCGAGGUCGACGAAAAUGAUGACUCUGACGAGGAUUUCGUCUUACCCCCCAUCCGCCUCACAUCCCGCUUUAACCGAUGA
Messenger RNA from Bipolaris victoriae FI3, 1035 nucleotides. RefSeq lists its product as hypothetical. The transcript has a single exon. The coding region runs from base 1 to 1035 and encodes 344 amino acids. The record is from RefSeq and is a predicted model, not a curated record. NCBI's taxonomy places the organism in Eukaryota, Fungi, Ascomycota, Dothideomycetes, Pleosporales, Pleosporaceae.